This is a messenger RNA of Arachis stenosperma, 3243 nucleotides long. RefSeq lists its product as uncharacterized. Gene Ontology annotation, biological process: DNA integration. The record is from RefSeq and is a predicted model, not a curated record. The transcript is spliced from 4 exons. Bases 1 to 3243 code for a protein of 1080 amino acids. Gene Ontology annotation, molecular function: RNA-DNA hybrid ribonuclease activity; nucleic acid binding. Lineage: Eukaryota; Viridiplantae; Streptophyta; Magnoliopsida; Fabales; Fabaceae.
AUGGUUCAGCGACGCCCCGGAAAACCCCCCAUGGUCAUAACGGCCAGAGUGGGAACCAGCCUCGUCAAACGGAUCCUUGUCGAUACAGGAGCUGAUUCAAAUAUCAUGUUCCGCAACGUUUUCGACGCACUAGGGCUAAAGGAUGCCGACCUGAUGACUCACCAGCACGGGGUUAUCGGGCUAGGCGACCACUUCAUCAAACCGGACGGAGUCAUUUCCCUACCAAUCUCGGUCGGGCAGAUCCAAGGUCGAAGAUCGGCGAUGGCUGAGUUCGUAAUUCUCCGAGAUUCCACAGCCUACAACAUCAUCUUGGGAAGAAAAACGAUCAAUGAUUUUGAAGCCAUAAUCAACACCAAGCUACUAGUUAUGAAGUUCGUCACCGAUGAUGGAUCCAUAGGGACCGUAAGAGGAGACCUCGAGACGGCGGUUGCUUGUGACAACGCCAGCCUUUCCCUUAGGAAGAAGUCCAAGGAAGCAUCCGGCGUGUUCCUAGCCGACCUUGAUGCCAGAGUUGAGGACAAGCCGAGGCCAGAACCAGAAGGGGACCUCGAAAAGUUUAGAAUCGGUGACGAAGAGGAAAAGUUUACAUUCGUUAACAAGAACCUCCCACGUGAGCUGAAGGAGCCUUUGAUUGAAAUGAUAAGGGCCAACAGGGACUUGUUCGCCUGGACACCAGCCGACAUGCCAGGCAUAGAUCCAAGAAUCAUCUCACAUCACCUAGCCGUCAAAGCGGAAGCGCGCCCAGUGGCUCAACGAAGAAGAAAGAUGUCGGCAGAAAGAGCAGAGGAGGUAGCCAAGCAAACGGCCGGCCUCCUAGAAGCAGGCUUCAUACGUGAAGUGGACUACUCGACAUGGCUCUCGAAUGUGGUAUUGAUACCGAUGCACCGUCCCGACGAAGACAAGACGGCGUUUAUAACGCCAGGAGGGACUUUUUGCUAUAAGGUGAUGCCGUUCGGCUUGAAAAAUGCGGGGGCAACAUAUCAAAGGCUGAUGAACAGAAUAUUCCACGACCUCAUAGGGAAAACGGUUGAAGUUUACGUGGACGACAUCCUCGCAAAAACAACACGACCUGACGACCUCCUGAAAGAUCUGGCAAGUGUAUUUGCGUCUCUCCGUCAACACGAAGCUAACCCGGAGAAAUGCCAGGCAAUACUCCAGAUGAAGAGCCCGGGUUGCAUCAAGGACGUCCAGAGGUUGGCAGGACGGUUAACCUCACUAUCUCGGUUCCUCGGGGCUUCGGCGACAAAGGCCCUGCCAUUUUUCAACCUCAUGAAGAAAGGGAUGGCGUUUGAGUGGACACCCGCAUGUGAAGAAGCCUUUCAACACUUCAAGGAAAUCCUGGCGGCACCUCCCGUUCUCGGGAAGCCAAAGGACGGGGAACCACUAUACCUAUACCUCGCUAUAACAAGCGAAGCCCUGGCCGCAGUUCUGGUACGGGAAGACGGGAAAGCUCAACAGCCAGUCUAUUUCAUAAGCAGGGCCCUGCAGGGGGCAGAAUUAAGAUAUAGCAAGUUGGAAAAGCUAGCCUUGGCACUCCUAACUUCCUCGAGAAGGUUAAAACAAUACUUCCAAAGUCACCAAGUUGUCGUCAGGACGGACCAAGGGAUCCGGCAAGUUCUCCAAAAACCUGAUCUGGCGGGAAGAAUGAUGACUUGGUCCAUCGAACUCUCCCAAUAUGAUAUACGGUACGAGCCCCGGCAAGCCAUCAAGGCGCAAGCCAUGGCGGAUUUUUUAGUUGAAGUAACGGGAGACCCAGGCGAAGACAUGGGAACACGGUGGAAGCUCCAUGUGGACGGAGCCUCCAACCAGACCUUCGGAGGUGCCGGGAUCAUCCUGGAAAGCCCGAUUGGGGUCGUAUACGAGCAGUCGAUUAGAUUCGAGUUUCCCAUCUCGAACAACCAAGCGGAAUACGAAGCCCUCAUUGGAGGCUUAGCCCUAGCGGCAGAGGUCGGCGCGAGAAGGCUGGAUAUAUGCAGCGAUUCCCAAGUCGUCACCUCCCAAGUAAACGGUAGCUACCAUGCCAAAGACCCCUUGCUACAAAAGUACUUGGAAAAGGUUAAAAGCUUGAGUCAAAAGUUCGAAGAGAUCACGGUCCAUCACGUACCCAGAGAAAGAAACACACGGGCAGACCUCCUGUCAAAGCUAGCCAGCACAAAGCCAGGGGAGAGCAACCGAUCUCUCAUCCAAGGCAUGACAAGAGAACCAGCAGUCACACUGCACGUAACGAGCCUAGGUCCUUCAUGGCUAGACCCCAUCAUCAACUUCCUAGAACACGGCCAAGUCCCUGGUGAUAAGAAGGAUGCGGCGAAGUUAAGGAGAGAAGCGGCCAAAUACGCCGUCAUCCAAGGACAGCUAUUCAAGAAAGGGCUCAGCCAACCCCUACUGAAGUGCCUACGCCCCGACCAGACGGACUACGUCCUCACGGAAGUCCAUGAGGGAUGCUGCGGGCACCACAUCGGAGGCAAAGCCCUAGCAAGGAAAUUAAUCCGAGCUGGAUACUACUGGCCGUCGAUGAUGGCAGAUUCCAAAGAAUUUGUCAAAAGGAAAUUCAUGUGGAGGCAGGUAAUAACACGAUUCGAGAUACCGGAAGUCGUCAUCUCUGACAACGGUACACAGUUUACUGACAAAAAGUUCACAGAAUUUCUCAGCGGCCUGGGUAUAAGGCAAAGGUUCUCUUCGGUAGAACACCCCCAGACGAACGGGCAAGUAGAGUCCGCCAACAAAGUUAUCCUCUCAGGGCUAAAGAAGAGGUUGGACAACAAAAAGGGUGCUUGGGCCGACGAGCUAGCAUCGGUCCUCUGGUCUUACCGAACAACCGAGCAAUCCUCCACCAAGGAAACCCCUUUCCGACUAACAUACGGGGUGGAUGCAGUAAUACCCGUAGAGAUCGGUGAACCGAGUCCGCGGUUGCUUUUGAAAGGAGUAGAGGAAACCGUGGAAAAGGACUUGAUAGAUGAAGCCCGGGCAAUGGCCCAUGUGACAGAAACGGCACUGAAGCAAAGAAUGGCUCUGCGCUACAACACCAAAGUGCUCAAAAGGGAGUUCGAGCCAAACGACCUCGUCUUAAGGCGAAAUGAUAUCGGCCUGCCGACCCCUGGAGAGGGCAAGCUAGCGGUAAACUGGGAAGGCCCCUACAGAGUCAAAAAGGUGAUGGGAAAAGGGGCCUUUAAGUUAGAAAAACUUGAUGGCAAGGAGGUCCCGAGGACAUGGAACGCGGACAACCUUAGAAGAUUCUACUCCUAG